AUGGCUACGUUCAUGUGCAGGGUACAGUUCUUAGAUGAUACUGAUCCAUUCAACAGCACCAAUUUCCCCGAGCCCACCAGACCACCUCUCUACACUUUCAGGGAAGAUAUUCCUCUGAUCAAUCAGAUCGCUGGAGUCCACAGGCUGCUGAAAGCCCCACAGAAGCCUGACGACUGUGCCCUUCAGCUGUCACAUAAUGGAAGCUACCUGGACUUGGAGUCUACCCUGGCAGAGCAGAGGGAUGAACUGGAGGGAUUUCAGGAGGAAGGAGGGAGAGGGAAGAAACACAGCAUCAUUCUCCGAACACAGCUGUCGGUCAGAGUUCACGCCUGCAUCGAAAAACUCUACAACUCAACUGGACGUGAGCUACGACGAGCCCUCUUCUCCCUUAAGCAGAUUUUUCAGGUAAUUAUUUCUCUCUCCUAUCUUCUUGCUUCUCCCCAGGAUGACAAGGACCUGGUGCACGAGUUUGUGGUGGAGGAGGGACUGACAUGUUUGAUAAAAGUGGGAGCCGAAGCCGACCAGAACUACCAGAACUACAUCCUCAGGGCUCUCGGACAGAUAAUGCUAUACGUGGAUGGGAUGAACGGCCUGAUAUCUCACAAUGAAACGGUCCAGUGGCUUUACAGCCUGGUCGGAUCCAAGUUCCGUCUGGUGGUGAAGACGGCGCUGAAGCUGCUGCUGGUGUUUGUGGAGUACACAGAGUCCAAUGCCGCGCUGCUCAUUAAGGCUGUGAACGGUGUGGACGCCAAAAGAGCUACAAAGCUGUGGUCAAACGUCGUGGAGAUCCUCGACGAGAAGGAUGGAGUGGACACGGAGCUGCUGGUGUAUGCGAUGACUCUCAUCAAUAAGACUCUGGCAGGCCUCCCCGACCAGGACUCCUUCUAUGACAUGGUGGACUGUCUGGAGGAGCAGAGCAUCGAGACCAUGGCCCAGAGACACCUGAGCAGGAAGGGCACGGACCUCGACCUUAUAGAACAGUUCAACAUCUACGAGACGACAUUGCGCCAUGAGGAUGGUGAUGAUGAAGCCCAGCCGCCUCCCAGCGGCCGAAAGGACCGCCGACGGUCUAGCGUUGGCGGCACCAACGAAAGACGAGGCCUGGAGAGAAGACGCAGCCGGAGACAUUCGCUCCAGAACAGCAGAGGCCACGCCUCCGCCCCAGCAUCGCCCAGCAGCCCGCACACACGUGCAGGCAGCUUCCUGCCAUUCAGUGGCCAAGGUGUUGAAGACAUCAAGGAGGAGGAAGAAGAAGAAGAGGAAGAGGAGGAUGCGGAGGAGGAGGGAGAGGAGGAGGAGGAUGAGGAGGAUGAGGAGGAUGAGGAGGAAGAGGCAGAUGAUGAAAGUCAUCCAGUCACUGAGUCCUCUAGACAGGGCGCUCACAGUCUGACAGAUACAAACGACUCUUCUCCAUCUUACUCAGCUAGAAAGCCUUGCUGGGCUGACAGAAUCAAUGCCAAUGGCACUCCGUACCCAGGCAGGCACCAGGCUCCCGCGUCAGCCGCCCAUCGCUUCUCCAGUUCAGCGGCCUCCGCACCAGAGCCCAAGCCUGACAGACCCACUUUAGGGGGCUUGCUAACGUCGUCGUACCGACAGCAUCAAGAAUCGCUGGCUGCAGAGAGGGAACGGAGACGCCUGGAAAGAGAGGAGCGUCUGCAGAGAAUCGAAAGAGAGGAGAGGAAUCGCUUCAAUCGAAACUACGCAGACAAGCUGGAGGAAGUACGACAAGCCCGGGAAGAAAGGUACAAGGCUGUGGAGAGGUUAGCUACAGAGGAGAUUGAGCGGGAGCGACCUCGAGCGCCAACACGCGGACGGACAGAGAUCACGUUGUGUUUGAGUUCCAAUCCCGCCAGCCGCUCGGUGUCCCGCUGUGCCACGCCCUCGUCCAUUAUCUCACAGGAAGACGCCGUCACCACUGCACAGCAACCGUCAGGAACAGACCACAUCUCAGAGCCAAACCUUGACCCACAGACAAGGACCAAAAGUCCUGAGCCAGAAUUAACAGUAUCAGGAGCUCCCCCCACACCUCCCUCCUCCGAGCCAGAGAAGCAGCAGACUGAGCCAGAGUCGCCGGCAGAGACGGAGGAUGUUGCUGAGUCUCACCAGAAUGUAGUGGCAGAGCCGGCAUCAGAUGAACAGUCCGGCAAGGAGAGAGAGGAGAGACCGGAGCAGGAGAAGCCUGAGGAGCAGGAACAGUGCAGGGAUGAGGCAGAGGUGCAAGAGCAGGUAGAAGAAGCGGAGGUAGCACACGUUGCAGAGGUAAGAGAGACAGAUGUGGAGGUGGAUGUGGAGUUAGAGGAGGAGUGUGAGAAGGAGCAGCCGAUGGAAAGGGAUGUAGAAGAUAACGUACUGCUGAGUGAGAAGGAGAGACAGAAUGAGGAGGUGAAUGAAAAAGACAACUGCUCUGCCUCCAGCAUCUCCUCCACGAGUAGCACUCUGGAGAGAGAGGAGCGGGAGGAGAAGCUCGGCAGUGAUAUCGACGCAGGCCAAUGGAGUCAGUGCAUUAAAGACGCGGAUGUGAACGACCAGUGCAACAAAAUUCUCAACAGCAAGCGCUUCAUGCUGGACAUGCUCUACGCUCAGACGACGACCAACGUGGAUGAGGAGAAUGUUGCCGAGACAGAGAAAGAGAAAUGUCAGUGCGAGAAGGAGACGGAGCUCAGUGACUCGGCGGUGGCGAGCUUGGCCAGCAGGAUCUCCACCCUGGAGGCUCACAGACAGGCCAGAGAGGACAAUGUGAAAAAGAUGGAGGUGGGACAUCUGGACAACCAGGGCAGUGUCCGAGCGGUGGCGGAGAAGUUUGGAGAUUUGGUCAAAGGGUUGGCUUCUCCAGAGGUGGAGGCCUCAAAGGAGCAGCAGCAGCAGACGGACAAAUCCUCGUCGACCGCUGCCUCAUCAGCUUUACCUCCAAAGAAAGAGUCGGAUUAUAUCUGGGAUCAGCUGAUGGCGUCUCCCAGGGAGCUGCGGAUCAAAGAAAUUGACUUCACGGACCUGAGGGAUGAGGACGACCUGGACAUUUUAGAUAUGGACACUAUCAUGGGGUCAAGUGACCUGAUACCACCGCCUCCCCCUCCUCUGUGCAACGCUGGCCUGCCACCACCCCCGCCGCUGUUUGGGUGCCCGCCGCCUCCCCCCAUGCUUGGUAAAAUGAUGCCGCCGCCCCCACCGUUCAUGAUCCCUAUCCCUCCGCCCUCCCCUCAGCUCAGUCGAGGGGAGGUACCUCUCUUCCAGAAGAAGAAGAAGACCAUCCGUCUCUUCUGGAAUGAGGUUCGUCCUGUGGACUGGCAGUGUAAGAGCCAUAAAUUCUGUAAAGAGUCCCUCUGGUCCAAACUGGAGCCAAUUAAACUGGACACGUCCAAACUGGAGCAGCUGUUUGAGUCUAAAUCCAAGGAGCUGCCUGUCACAAAGAAAGCAGCUGUUGAUGGAAAACGACAAGAAAUCAUCGUCCUGGAUUCGAAACGGAGCAACGCCAUAAACAUCGGCCUGACGGUCUUACCUCCACCCCGCACCAUCAAGACCGCCAUCCUCAACUUCGAUGAGUACGCACUAAACAAGGAGGGAAUUGAGAAAAUCCUGACAAUGAUCCCCACAGAGGAGGAGAAGCAGAGGAUCCAGGAGGCUCAGCUGGUCAACCCUGAUAUUCCCCUGGGCAGCGCUGAGCAGUUCCUCCUCACCCUCUCCUCCAUCACAGAGCUGUCUGCUCGCCUGCAGCUGUGGGCAUUCAAGAUGGAUUAUGAGCUUAUAGAGAAGGAAGUGGCCGAGCCGCUACAGGACCUGAAGGAAGGGAUGGACCAGUUGGAGAAAAACAAGACGCUCCGCUACAUCUUGACCACACUGCUGGCCAUCGGCAAUUUCCUCAACGGCACCAGUGCUAAAGGUUUUGAGCUGAGCUACUUGGAGAAAGUGCCGGAGGUGAAGGACACGGUUCACAAGCAGUCUCUGCUGCACCACGCCUGCGCCAUCGUGGUGGAGAAGUUUCCCGACAGCACUGACCUCUACUCAGAGAUCGGAGCCAUCACCCGAUUGACAAAGGUGGACUCUGACCAGCUCCAAGACAACCUUACCCAGAUGGAGCGAAGGUGCAAAGCAUCAUGGGAUCACCUCAAGGUCAUUGCGAAACACGAGAUGAAACCAGCGUUGAAACAAAAAAUGUCCGACUUCGUUAAAGACUGCGCAGAGAGAAUUAUCAUCCUGAAGAUUGUGCAUCGGAGAAUCAUCAACAGGUUUCAUGCCUUCCUGCUGUUCCUGGGCCAUCCAAUAUAUGCGGUACGUGAGGUCAGCAUUCAUCGCUUUAGCAAAAUCCUGAGCGAGUUUGCCCUGGAGUAUCGCACAACAAGAGAACGUGUGCUGCAGCAGAAACAGAAGAGGGCCAACCACCGAGAGAGGAACAAGACCAGGGGGAAAAUGAUAACAGAUAGUGAGGAUGACGAUGAUAGUGAGAGUGGUAAAUUUGGCAGUUCCCCGUCAGAUGCACCGGAGAGCCAGCCUCAGGGCAUCCAGUGCGCCGAAGACGCAGCUGAACAUGAGAACAUGAAGGCCGUGCUGAAGAGCAGCCUGUCGGAAGGAGGGAGUGGGACGUCCACGGUGCCGGGCCUCCGCACACGCACCAGAGCAGCCGGCGUCAGAGGGCGUGUUGCCCCAUGGUGCUCUGCCACUGACGACCCAGUCAACUGCACAGACGACACGGCCGAUGAGAUCAUGGAGAGGAUUGUCAGGUCAGCCACUCAGGGGCCCAGCCAGCGGACGCAACCUCGAGAGAGGAGACGAUCUCGCGUCAACCGAAAAUCACUGAGACGGACACUGAAGAACGGUUUGACGACGGAGGAGGCCAGCGCUCUGGGCUUGUCCAGUGGUUCGGAGAUGCAGGCUUGACGCAAGGGCUUCCUGAGGAGAGUGGAUAGAAGGCUGAACCAAGAUUUGAUUCACGAGCCUGCAGGGCGGAGGGAGCAAAAACAGAGCGCCGCAUUCAAACCACCGAGCUUUGCUGUUGCUGGAUAAACAUCGUCGAUCUGCACUCACAAGGCGUAAUCACCAUCAUCCCUCGAACGGGACAUCGCUCACAAACACCCGCGCUUAAAGUGUAUUUUUUAAGG
This is a messenger RNA of Limanda limanda (common dab), 5093 nucleotides long. It is a transcript of the gene fhod3b, whose product is annotated as formin homology 2 domain containing 3b. Gene Ontology annotation, cellular component: cytoskeleton; cytoplasm. The transcript is spliced from 30 exons. The record is from RefSeq and is a predicted model, not a curated record. Gene Ontology annotation, molecular function: actin filament binding. Gene Ontology annotation, biological process: cardiac myofibril assembly; cortical actin cytoskeleton organization; sarcomere organization. Bases 1 to 4872 code for a protein of 1623 amino acids. NCBI's taxonomy places the organism in Eukaryota, Metazoa, Chordata, Actinopteri, Pleuronectiformes, Pleuronectidae.